AUUCGAGACUCACUCCUUUCUCUGGCCCGUCAGAAGUAUAACGACGUAUCGAACGUCAAUCCUCCAUACAUGCUCAAACGGCAAAUGAACUUUGGUCGCACAUUAUGCGCUUCACCAACGGUCAUCCAGCUGGCCGUACUACAAACGCUUACGAUGCCUGGCCCUUUGUUGAACUUGUAUCGGUCGGCGGUCCGUUUGCUGUUCUCGAGAGGAAUAUCAUCCUAGCCGAUACUCCAGGUCUGGACGAUAUCAACCUCCUUGCUGAGAGCAGUGUACUGAGUCAUCUACCGCGAUACACAAUCGUGAUCAUCGCUCGUAAAAUUGACUGCAUCUUGUCUACUCGUAGCCUUCAAAAGAUGAUCAGGGCAAGGUGUGGCUGUCCUGUGGCCGUAGUGGCUACGUGUUCGGAGGUCGAAGAUCCUUCUAGCGUCGACAAGAACGAGCUUGAGCAAACUGAAGAAGUCCGACGGCUUAAUGCGCAACUUAAACAGUGUGAAAGCGAACUCCUGUGCUAUGCAGCGACCUCUGGGCACAGACCGUUAAUACAGCUAAAGAAACGUCUCGUUCAAUCUCUCAAGGCACAAUCUUUGUUGACUAACGUAACCAACAAAACUCGAAUAAGAUCUUGUCACGGACGAUCUCACCUAAAGAUGUGUUCUGCGUCUCCACACACGAUCAUCAGCGCAACGUCAGUGGAUACGCGUUUGAUGGCUUCGCCUCGUUCCCACUCACUCCGGAACGGUCACAAAUAUUUGCACUGGAGAAAUAUAUUGUUUCGCUCUGUGCGCCGAUUCGGACUAAGGAACUUGUUCGACAUGUAGCGUUCACGUUACGAAAUCUCAUACACAACGUAGAAACGAGGUAUGAUGAGCGUAUCACUGCAGUCGAAACAACAAUUGAGGGUGGGAUUGGUGCACUACGCGAUUCAUG
This is a messenger RNA of Alternaria alternata, 930 nucleotides long. RefSeq lists its product as hypothetical. The record is from RefSeq and is a predicted model, not a curated record. Bases 105 to 821 code for a protein of 238 amino acids. The transcript has a single exon. NCBI's taxonomy places the organism in Eukaryota, Fungi, Ascomycota, Dothideomycetes, Pleosporales, Pleosporaceae.